UUUUAUAAAUACUACAUUUUUAAAAACACCGAUAUGGUUCCUUCUUCACUUGUGCCGGAGGGAUUCUCUGAACUGGAUGUUUUUGCACUGGGAUCAUGUCUGCUUGUGGAGGGUCUCCUUGGAUUGUUAAUGAAUGCUGUCACCGUUCUUGCUUUCUUAAAAAUACGUGAUUUACGGACUCCUAGUAACUUCCUUGUAUUCAGCUUGGCUUUAGCAGAUAUGGGCAUUUCUAUAAACGCCACCAUUGCAGCCUUCUCAAGCUUCCUGAGAUACUGGCCUUAUGGAUCUGAAGGAUGCCAGACCCAUGGCUUUCAUGGAUUCGUAACUGCCCUCUCUAGCAUCCAUUUUAUUGCAGCCAUUGCUUGGGACAGAUACAACCAAAACUGUAGCAGAUCAAAGUUGCAGUGGAGCUGGGCCAUCACCAUAGCCAUUUUUAUUUGGCUCUUUACUGCCUUCUGGGCAGCUAUGCCAUUGAUUGGUUGGGGAGAGUAUGACUAUGAGCCCCUGAGGACCUGCUGCACUCUGGACUUAAGCAAAGGAGACAGGAACUAUGUCUCCUAUCUGAUUCCAAUGGCCAUUUGUAACAUGGGAAUUCAAGUGCUUAUUGUGUUCUUCUCAUACAAAUCCAUUAAUAAGAAAUUCAAAAAGAUGGGCCAGCAAAGGUUCAACUGUAGCACUCCUAUAAAGACUCUGCUGUUCUGCUGGAGCCCUUAUGGGAUCCUAGCCUUCUAUGCUGCUGUGGAAAAUGUGAAUGUUUUGUCUCCUAAACUGCGAAUGAUUGCUCCAAUUCUGGCCAAGACCUCUCCGACUUUCAAUUUUUUUGUUUAUGCACUUGGAAAUGAGAACUAUAGAGGAGGAAUUUGGCAACUGCUCACUGGACAAAAGAUUGAACCUUCUGCUACUGAGGCUAAGUUAAAAUAAACAAAUCAUGUUAUAAUCAUUCAAUCAUUUAUUAAACUGGGCAGUCUUAGAAAAUGUAACAGUACUUACAUAUAAUAAUUAAAGUUUUAUUUCCUUCCAGAAACAAUAUGAUUACACUCCAGAUUGCAAAACAUUUCCCUGACAAGAUUUCCAUGUUAAGGCUAAAAAAGAGUUUAGAAUUUUAUGCAUUUUAAUGAUAAGGUAAUUACCAGACAAGAGGUGAUACUGCAAUUAUGUAUGUCUCUCAUCCAGCACAUUUUACUUUCUCCUACAUGUCUUCAUAUAGUCAGUACCUUUAAAAUUCACACUUUAUGGCAAAGGUAUUUGGACACCUCACAAUCAGACCCAUAUGGGGUUUCCCUAAACAGAUGCCAGAAAGUUGGAAGCAGAUAAAUGCCUAUAAGGUUUAUAAAUGCAGUAGUAUUUUGGUUUCCCUUUACUGGAAUUAAGAAUAACAAUCCAGUUCCAGCAUGAUGAUAGCCCUGUACACUAAGCGAGCUCCAUGAAAAUGGUUUGAAGACCUUUGACCUCAUCCCCACUUUAUCAUCUUUGGAAUGAACUGAAAUGCAGACACAAAUAACCACCAAUGUGUCUGACUUCACAAUUGCUCUUGUGGCUGAUUGCACACAAAUCCUCACAGUCACGCUCUGAAAUAUAGUAUACUAACAAGAAGUUUGGAGGUUAUUAGAACAGGGACCAAAGGGGACCAACUUCAUAUUAAUGCCCAGGGUUUCAGAAAAGAUGUUCAACAAUUAUAUAUGGAUGUGAUGAUACAGUAAGGUGUCCAACACAUUUUUUUCAAAUAGUAUAAAUGAAAAAAGAAAUCCUACCAAUGUUACCAUUCUGUGGCGUAAUGAAAGAGUUCUCUACAUUAAUAGAUUUAGAUGAUGAAAUAAAGGAUUUUAGAGAUAUAGCCUUUGAGAAACAUACAGUAGAUACAUGAUACUUUAACUAUUGAGGUAAAUUACUAUAAUUCAGCCACACAUUGAUUCAAGCAGGGCUUUUACCAAAAGGAAAAGGUGCUGUUGAUUUGGAUCCACCACACUUAGCACAUCAGAUCAGCAAGGUUGUUACUGAUCCUUUCUUAAUGUGUUAAUGAUUUAUUCCCGUUGUAAACUGUGACAAUUAAUACUGUAUUGUCAUGAAAUUUUAAAUACUGUGAAUGUGAGCUAAUGUUGUGCUCUAUUAAUAUCUGUAUUACAAUCAUUUGUACUGUAGUUAAUGACAUGCACUGUGAUGUGAUUUAAAGAAUUAUUAUACUGUAAUCUCACAAAGCAGAAAGACACCAUACAUAUAAAUCAGUAGGAGAGAGGGAGGGAGAGAUAGAGACAAAGAGAGAGACUGAAAUCAGGAGCUUCAGGUUCAUGAUAUUUUGCUGCCUGAGAAACUCUAGUCCAUUACACACAGUAUGUUGUUAUUACUUGUCACUAUCUUAUGUAUUAAUUCCUGAGAAGUAUGUUGUUAAUGCCUUAUCAGUAUCUUCUAUAUCAUUAUUAAUAGAUACAUUUGUGAAUGUUUGUCAGAAUGUCAUUUAUCAAUCAUAUCACACCAACCAACAAGUUUUCUACAGAAUUUAUGACAAAACCCUUUCUUUUGAUUUAGGAAUGUUAUAAUGAUAUAUUUAGUACAAAUGUAGCGCACCUAGUGUUUUGGUUAUCAUGAAGUUUAACCAACAUGUUCGUCAAAAUCUGAAUGUGAAAUGCUUUUGAAUUAUCUGCAUAUUAAAUUCUCUAUAUUUGCAGAUGGAUUUGUUACAACUUCAAUGAUCCUGACUUGACCAAUGAUCUUUGCAUGACAUGUAUCCAAGAUAUGAAGUGUGGUAUUAAAAGUUAUUUUAAAUUUUAAGUUAAAUAAGUAUUUUUUAAAAUACUGCAAACACUAUUCAAACAAAAACUUGGUUAGUACAAGAACAAGAGCUGGUCGUUUAAGGACGUCAACGCAAAUGGGACAAGUCCUUCAAAAAUGUACAUUCUACAUUCUGAAAAAAAAAGUAUAUUUAGUAAACAUUUGUGCAUGUUUUGAACUAUCUAUUUAAUUCACAAUUUUGGGAAUUUAAAAAAAUGUUAAAAACGUUAACAUCAAUAACAGGGGUAAAUGAUAAUUUUUUUUUUCUGAAAG
Tachysurus fulvidraco (yellow catfish) is the source of this 3039-nucleotide messenger RNA. It is a transcript of the gene rgra, whose product is annotated as retinal G protein coupled receptor a. Gene Ontology annotation, biological process: G protein-coupled receptor signaling pathway; phototransduction; visual perception. Gene Ontology annotation, molecular function: G protein-coupled receptor activity. NCBI's taxonomy places the organism in Eukaryota, Metazoa, Chordata, Actinopteri, Siluriformes, Bagridae. The transcript is spliced from 7 exons. The record is from RefSeq and is a predicted model, not a curated record. Gene Ontology annotation, cellular component: membrane. The coding region runs from base 34 to 921 and encodes 295 amino acids.